ACCAUUCCAUGUUUAGACGUCAUCCGGAGCGGUCGUCACAAUCGUCGCUCAUAAUACGUUCAGUGAUUUAGAACUGAGUGCUGUGUGAUUAACUUUACGUGUUACAAUUUUUUUUUAUCGUGAUUCGACGGAAAGUUUCAACCGUAUAAUCAUAUUUGAUUUUCAACUCGUCCGCAUAUCGAUGUUUCAAACAGUAAUAUAAAUGUUGAUCAGCGACCUGAAUGAUCUUCACGUCACCGGCUCCACCUAUUAAGUAGUCAGCAUGGUGGUGGUGCUGAACGGCGUCCUAGCGGACGAGUGUCCGACGUCCGUCCGGGCGUUGUUAGCAGCGCACCCUGGCUAUAGAGACGCAGCGGCACAGCUACUGGCGGCCGCGGCGAGGGUCGUUGGCCCGCCUGGUCUGCUAUAUGUUGGGCAGAGAGAACUGGCGGCCGUUGUUCCUCAUGACAAAAACGUUAGUAUCAUAGGAUCAGAUGACGCCACAUCAUGUAUUAUAGUUGUCGUCAGACACUCAGGAUCAGGUGCAGUAUCACUCGCUCAUCUAGAUGGUUCUGGAACAGCGGAAGCAGCCGCAACUAUGGUAGCUCGAGUGCAACAAUUAGCCGUAGGAUACCCAGAAGGUCGGCUGGAACUGCAGCUCGUCGGUGGAUUCACAGAUCCGCAUCGAUAUUCAGACGAGCUCUUCGCUAACAUCAUGUUAUCGUUUCACCGUCUCUCCGAAGAAAUCGAUCUCACCCUCGCUUGCUGCUGCGAGUUGAACACAGCUCUAGGGGGUGGAUCUCCGGCUCCCCUCGUCACGGGUGUCGGAGUGGACAUUCGUGCUGGUGAUCUGUUCCCAGCCAACUUCCCUGAUAAGGGACCAGAACAACCCCUUCGCGGUGCUAGACAUAUUACUGGCGGACUACACUCAGCGCAGGUACUGGACAUAUACGACAAUGGCGUAGGCAUGUUACGCAUCGGCCCAUUUAACUACGAGCCUUUACGAGGCGUGGAUCUCUGGCUGGAACAGUCCGACGACUUUAUACUCCAGCAUCUUAGUACCACACCAGCCGUAGAAGGUCCCCACUUCGUUCACAAUAUUCGUGUUACUCUAAAAUUCAUCCAGCAACAUCCGUUCCCAGCUGUAACAGUGUUCCCGGACAAUAGACCUCACUACUACCGGCGUGACGAACAAACCGGUUGCUGGGUUCCUGUACGAUUCUAGACCUUAUCAAUGCGUUUACAGACUAAAAUUGAAAGAAGCAGAUAUAGAAUGGUUAUGAAUGAAAGUAAUAAGGAGCUAUAGAAGCUGGCGAAAUGCAUUAUAUCCUCCUUGUUCUUAACCUUUUUUUUCUUUUGUUUUGUUUUGACGUUUUAUUUUAUCACAUAAGGAUUAAAACGAUGCGUUGAAUAAAUUCAAAUUUUAAACAUAUAUGUUUCGUUGAUUGAUUUGCUUAGACAAAAGUUUUGGCGGGAAAUACCGAACUAAGCAUAAAGGAUAUAUAUUGGCAUUGACUAAAUAUUAAUUAAUAAUAUAUAACUUUUACAUUGAAGAUAUAUUUAAUAGAAAUUACGCCUAAUGUGCCGUUGACUUGAAAAUAUUUUAUGCAUGUAUAGUUAUGUGCUAAAACCAUAUAGAGAUGUGCUGACUCGCUCUGCUAUUUUGACCUCUAAACUAAACUAAUUUAAAGCGACUCUUUCUUUUGUAUGAUGUUAAGAAAGGAUAGCAGGUAUUUUAGUUGCAUCAAGUUUUUUUAGACACAAAACUAGUACCAGUGCUUUGUUAUAUCGAGGAUAAAUUGUAAUUAUUAUUAAAACCUUGUUUAAUAACGAGUCUGCAUUAUAAUUGCAUUCCAUUGUGAUAGAGUAAAAUAGAUACUAAUUAUGGUAUAGCUUAAUGACUUGUUUGUAAAGAUAUAUGACACUAUUGUUUCAUUAAUUUAUCAAAAGCGAAGACCUUACUUUUGUGUUCUUACUUUGACAUUUAAACAUAAAAUAAAUUGAUUUAUAUACAAAAUUGAAUCCCUAUAAAUGUUUUUAUUUUACUUUGAACCUAAGUAGGCGUAAUGAUAUAUUUUAUUAUUUGUAAAAUGUUCACUGGUAUUCGGCUAUUUUAGCAUG
This is a messenger RNA of Vanessa atalanta (red admiral), 2100 nucleotides long. It is a transcript of the gene Ntan1, whose product is annotated as protein N-terminal asparagine amidohydrolase. The coding region runs from base 263 to 1204 and encodes 313 amino acids. NCBI's taxonomy places the organism in Eukaryota, Metazoa, Arthropoda, Insecta, Lepidoptera, Nymphalidae. The transcript has 9 exons. Gene Ontology annotation, biological process: ubiquitin-dependent protein catabolic process. The record is from RefSeq and is a predicted model, not a curated record. Gene Ontology annotation, molecular function: protein-N-terminal asparagine amidohydrolase activity. Gene Ontology annotation, cellular component: nucleus.